GUACCAGACUGCUCUGCAAGCAGCUGAAAGGAGGAAAGAUUUCCUCCAUCACACACUCUUUACAGCGUACACACACAGUGAGAGAAGAAUACAAACGCUUUAGGAGUAUGGACCUGAGUCUGCGAGAUGCUCUGGGCGGAGGUGGGGCCCCAGCUGAGGCCUUGUUGAAGAGAGAUUUUGUGGCUUCACUGGAAAAGGAGAGCUACGAUGACAAGGUGGGAGAGACAGUUUCUAAGACCGACUAUAGACCCUUGGUGGAUGGAAAAGACACCAAGAGCGGUCCUGGAUUGAUGUCAUCUAUGAUGUCCUCUGUCGGACGCCAGGACCCCCCAGGACAGCCCGCCUUCAGCUCUGACUACCUGUCUGGUCCUAUGAUGGGUGGGAUGACAGGUCAAUGGAGCCUGAACAAAGCAAAGGACAGCAGCAUGCCUGAUUCAUUUCUAGGAUUCUCUCAGUCUGGGAUGGGUGGUCCCAUGGGGUCCAGCCUGCCACCAUUCCAGACCACUAUGACUUCUAGUCUCGGCCACACUGGUAUGAGUCAGACUGUGGACCCCCAGAAGAGCUCCGGCCUGUUUGGUGUAGAGAACAAAACCACAGCUAACAUCAGUGGAAGCAAUGGUUUUAAAACCAGCAAUCCGUUUUCAUCUGGUGGCCCCGGGAUCCACUCCAUGGAUCACUCUGCAGCUCCCGUCCUCUCUCCCAGUGGCUCAAUGGAAGACAGCAGUCCCACAUCCUCCAACUCUGAACCCCUCAGCCCAGAGAGAGUGGGGACAGGGGGAGAGACUGGCAAGCAGCGACGGUGGAAGAAGAAGAGGAAGGGCAGCGAUGAGGUCUACAACUUCUUGGAUAAGCAGGAGAAUAAAACUGGCCGAUCAGACCAGCAAAGGAUGCAGGAUGAAAACAGGGUGGCAGAAGAGGACGGAGAUGAGGAGGAGAACUGGGAGCGGGAAAUCAGAGAGAGUGGAGGAGGGGGUAGGGUAAAAGGCAGGAAGAAUAAGGCUCGGGCAAGACUUCCAGAGGAGUGGGGCGCACCUCAGCAACCUGUCUCUCCCACACCAGCUACUGUUGCCCCGAAGUUUGCUCUUGAUACUGCCCCUGAACAAGUACCGCCAAGUUCCACUAACUGUUCCCAUGUUAGUCUUGUAAAAGAUCCAUCUCCACGUGCCUAUGAACCCAUGUGUGUAGUAGAUUACCCUCUGUCUGAUAAAGAUGGGCUAAAGGCAAAUGAAGAAAAGGUUUUAACCAGUAAGCCUGAAGCUGACAGUAGUUUCACCACUAAUAUUGCCACUAAAAGUGAGGAUGUUAGUGGAAGUCUUGCACUAUUGACAGGGGACAAUCUGAGUCCAGUCUCCCAGACUUUCUCUUUUCUCGAUUCAGUCCUCCAGACUCCUCCAGGCUCUGCCCCUGACUCGCAGACCACUACCCCUAUCACCAACACCCCCUCUAUUGCCACUGCUUCUCUAACUAAGUCCAUUCCAAUGGAAACUGCCAUCCCUGCUUCACAAGCUCCCUCUGUUUUCAACCCUGCAAAAAGUACUCCAGACCCACCUACUGCUUUUACUCCUUCCACCAACCCUCCAUGCCCGGCCCCUGCAACAGCUGCAUCAACCCUCAAUGUCAAUGCUAAGCCUUUUGUUCCCUUAGGCACACUUAUGUCCUCCACUGCUACUUUGGCUAUUAGUACAGCAACAGCAACUUUACCAGGUACUCCUGCACCUAUAUUCACAACCACCUCAGCCAGCCCUAUUUGUUCCUCCUCAGCUCCCUCUAAAACUGAAGCCACCUCCUCCUCAUCAUCAAACACUCUCCAAAAAGGUGUAGGCAUGUCACUUAGUUCACCCAACCCUUCUUCCGCCAUCACCCAAGCGGCCCCUUCCUUCUUCCUUGCACACUCAGAGCACCCGGAGUCCUCGUCGACACAGCUUCCCCUUCUGGAAGUGAAAUCUGACAACAAGGACAAGCAGGAGAAGACAGACAUAUCCAGCAAGACGAACAAGAUCGACAACUUGGACAAGAAGGAAGAGCAGCUGAAGAAGGAAAACAACACUGACAAGAAUCAGAAGCCAGAGAUGAUCCUGAAAAAUGAAGAAAAGAUGGAGAAGUUGAAUGACAAGGCUAACGAGAAGCCAGAGAAGGUGGACAAGCCAGAGAAGACCAACAAGGAUGAAAAGAAGGAGGAGGAGAAGAAACCAGCUGAGAAGAAGGAAGAGAAGGGAGGGAAAAGCACAGUCAAGUCUCCCACAGGCAACAGCAGUAAAACUGUACCAAGCGCUGAAAGCAAGACAAAGCUUGAUGCGGGCCCAACCAAACAAAACUCAGCCAAAUCACGUCCAUCCACCCUCUCCACCAAUGAUGCGGCCAACUCGGCCAAACGUCCCUCCCCCACUGCCGCCAAUAAAAAAAGUCCUCUGGCUAAGGCGACCACACCCACCGCUGCAAAACGUCAGCCAGGCUCAGCAAAGGCUGCCAAGACUCCAGAAAAUGGAGCCGCGGAGAAACGCCCACCUGUACCUAAAGCCACGCCCGCUCCUCAUCAGGCUCCCAGUAAGAACGGCACCCCUGUAGCGGCUGCAAAUAAAACCGCAGCUAACAAAAAUGACAAGACUGAAAACAAAACAGGAGAGACUAAGAAACCCAAAACUACAGCACGUCCUCGCCCAGCAUCCACAGCCACUCCGGCUACCCCGUCUGCCUCCACCAACGGUGAAGGUGCCUCCACCCAUCGCCGCCGCGUCAUCACUAAACCCCCCGUGCCCAAGCAGACCCCUAUGGAGAAGAAGCCAGCGGCUCCUCGCCCUCCCCGAACCCCCCGACCCAUCAACGCUCCGACGCCAGACCUAAAGAAUGUACGCUCCAAGAUUGGGUCCAUCGACAACAUCAAGUACCAGCCAGGACGCGGGAAGGUCUCCUCCACCCCGAACAACAAGACAUCUGACCCCUCCACCCCUGCUGCCAAGGCUAGAGUUCAGAUAGUGCACAAAAAGCUGGACUUCAGCCACAUCACCUCCCGCUGUGGCUCCAAGGACAAUAUCAAACAUGUCCCUGGAGGUGGCAAUGUGCAGAUCUUGAGUAAGAAGGUUGACGUAAGCAAGGUGACCUCAAAAUGUGGCUCCAAGGACAACAUAAAACACAAGCCAGGUGGUGGGGACGUGAAGAUCGAGUCCCACAAGGUCAAUGUGAAGGCCAAGUCUAAGAUCGGAUCCCUGGACAAUGUGGGGCCAGGCAGCGAACAGACAAAUGGACACAAGGAGGAAAAAACAGGAGAGAAGUUAUCUCCACCUGCAAGUGGCACUCCACAACAAACAACAGCACCAGCAGGCGUUGCUAAGGAGAAUAGCAUGAAGGAGCCCACACCUUCUCCUUUUGGGGGAGACGGACUAAAGGAGCCCCUUAGCAUAGACAAACGCAUCACUGGGACAAACUGAGUCCCUGUGAGCACCAGAUAGUGGUGGGGCAUGCAUGGCGCUCACUGACCUGCCAAUCAACUGACCAACAAAAUUACCACGCCGCAGUCACAUCCCUCCGGCCUUGUCCUUCAGCUCAUCCACUGCAGCAUUGAACCAACCGAUUGCCUCUCAGUGUUUCUCUGAGGUCCACCUGCCAGCGUCCUUUUACCACCCCUGAUCUUCGACCUCUUAAAGCACCCGAGCUGACAUUUUGUCCUGUUAGCUACAAAGAAGACCACUUGGUGUUUGUCUACAAGUCUUUGUGGGGUUCCACCAGCUUAUUAUCUUGUAACUACAGAUAUAGUUAACUUUACACAUGUUCACACAAUCUAACAACCCAAACACAGAAAACACUCUUCAGCAAAGUCAUCUAAUUCAAAUAUUGUUCAACCUAUGAGUCUAACUACUGGUGAAGCACUUUUCUCCGGUCUUGUUGAAAGACCUUCACAUUCCAAAAUUCCCUCAAUGUUCCAACGUGUCAGUAAAACUGUACCUCACUUCCAGUUCACUCCAACAGAUAUCACAGAUAUCUGAUGGAUAUCAAGUCAUUCUUAUUGCUUUUCAACAGCUCAUUAGAGUUUAUUUAAUUACAAUCAAUGUAAUAUUGCUGAUCCAGUUUAUUCAGUAAAAAAACAAUAACCUGAUACUUGAUUGGUAGAGGUGGUUGCAAUGAACACCACAGAGUUAUACUAAACUUUAACCGCUAAAAAUGUUUUGAAAAAAGAAUGUAAUGAAGUGCAAAAGCUUGUUUAGUCUGUUUUUGUUAGAUGUAGGCAACAAAUUAGGAUUAAAAAAAAGCACCAAGAAAUCUGACCAGAAUUGACCUUUUUUUCAGCUAGAUUGGCCAAGAUGAGCUGGAAACUCUCAAACCUGAUCUUAUUCGUGAACGUAUAAUAUUUCACAACUUUCUUCAGUGUCGAUGUUACCAAGAGAAGAAGACUUAAAGUUAGCUAUUUUCAGUAUCAGUGUGGUGUUUAACACUCAAGUCAGAGGAAGCACAGGAAUGUGGGAAGCUUUUUAAAGGGAAACAGUAUUUUCUAUGCCGAGACGUGUCUGCGUUCAUUCAGGUAGCGAGAGAGUAACACUUUUCAAGCACAUAACAGUAAGGCUGAACAUAUUUCAGCACAGUUGCUGUGUUUUGUCCUUUUAAACUUACAACCUCUGUCUUUCAGUUCAAAACUUUAGAAAAUGUGAUUACCCCUUUGAAGUCUGCAAACAUGAAGGAAUAGUGGCACACUGUUCUUAUUAAAGCACUUUUUGCAGACAGUAUCUAUUAUCUGGUUGCACAAAAUAUCCUGGCUAAAUGGAUGACGUAUAUUAGAAAAAGCAGAAGAUCAAAAGCUUUUCUAGUGACUUCCCCUAGCGUGCAUUAACCCUAAAUACUCAAAAUUUAAAAUAUUUGUUGUUGUGCCAGGAUCUACAUGGAUCUCAGUGUUAAAACUCUCAUAAUAAUGCCUAUGAAUCUGCAGCACCUUUGUAUUUAAAAGGUUCUUUACUGUAUGAAAAAGCUGAAUGUUUAAUUUAGUUUGUUAUAGUUCUUAAGGUCCAGGCAGAAGCCCAUUCUAGCACUCCAGACUGAUUACAGCAUUGCAAGGAAAAUGUAGUACAGAUUACUCUCGUCACCUCUGUUCAACACAUUCUGCCUUUCUGCACUUAAAGUUAACCUCUUAUAGUCUAUCACCCCUUCCUACACGCACCCCCUGUGAGGGACGUCAGCUGUUGAAACAACGGUUUGCUUAAAGUUCCUUGCAUUGUCAUCAUUGCAUAUUUUUCACACUGGCUUCCCAUGUUGCAGCGUCUCUGCAUCUCUUUCCUCUUCCUGUGUCUUUCUCCAGCUUUCUGACAGCAAUACAGUAAUAAUAUAACUGAAGGCUUGGUGUCACGUGCAUUUACAUCACAUAAAGACAGCGAGAGGACAGGGAACCAAGGAAGCAAACAGAAGUUCAGAGAUAGAAGGGAGUUAUCCAGAAAAGGAAGUUACCACUCCAAGGGAUCGAUAUUGCAUUCAUGUUUAAAACUUUGUGUUCAUUUAGGAGUUUACCUGCACACAACACUAAAAUUCUACCACUUAUAGAAAGACCCAAAGGAUCACAUUAUUAGGCUUCUAGGUUUCUGCUGCUUUUUGAGGCGCAUGUUUAACCCUGAGAUUUGUGUUGUAAAUAGAUGGAAAAAAAAACAGGUUUUUGCCACAUUUUUGUGCAGCACGUUUAAUUUACGUUGAAUGCCAUUAAAAUAUGCCGAAUGUUCCUAAAUCAUACAACGCUGGACAGCAGGAACUGCCCAACUACAAAAUGUCAUAACAGCAGCAUUAUUUUAGUGAAGCAGAUCCUAAAAUAUCCCAUACAUUUGAAGGUUUCUUCCUAAAAAAAAAAACAUGUUAUCUUAAAACUAGAAAAGGCUUAAAGAUUUUUUUUUUUUGCAGCUUUGUUCACAUUGCCACAUUUAUUAUACACAUACAAUGAUCCUUGGAGCAGCUGGCUGGGUCGUUUUUGACAUAUUCCCUUAAAUUAACAUGUUUUACAUUAUUUCUAAUUGUAGGCUCCCCUCAACACUGUGAAGUGGCUUUUAUUACGCUAAAACAUUUUUUUAAAUGUGUUACGCGUCACUAAUCAAACAUGAGUAGGCUGUGCUUUCAAGGUUGGGAUGGUCUCUGGUGAAAACACUGAGGGAUUUGUGAGGUGUCUGUAGUGUACUGUAGUUGUCAGAUGUGUGAAGUGUUACUACUGCAUCCAUCCUGUAGAGAGCGCUGCUUAGCCUCUUGAACACUGAUAGUCUGGCUGCGUGACUUUACAAAAAUCUAACUGACAAACAUCCCCACCAGAGAAAUAGUGUCCCACAUACUGUACUUAUUUAAACUAGCACUAUAUUAUUGUGUCUGGAACACUAAAUAUUAUCAGCAACACAUAAAUCGUGUGAAGUUCCCUUAAAGAGAAAAAAGUAUUGUACACUUUGAACACAGUCCUGUUCAUUUCUUGAUGCACCCAAGUGAUAUAACUGUACUCAAGUUGCUUUACUGUAUAUUGGUAAAACCUUGUCAGCUGUGUACUGUACGUGUGUGCUUCUGGGAACAAAACUGUCUUGGUAGCUUAGUGAAACUUACGGUAAUCAAAAAGCAAGCGAUCAAAUAUUCAACAGUUAAGUCUACUAAGAACAACAUAUAGGCGUAUUUAUUAUCGUAUCGUUCCUUUCAAACAAUUCCCAUGAGUUGCCCGAAAGCAACACACGUCACAUGACACAUGCGUGGAUCAUAUGUGAAAAUAAUAAUAAUGUGAACCUUUCUUUUGUUUUUGUUUUGUUUUGUUUGUUUUUUUACAGUCAGAAUAACUGAAGUAUCAAGGCACUUUGAUAGACAAAGGUGCUGGACUGUGUAUAGAGGAAUAGGAGCAAGUUGUAGUCUUGAUGUGUUUAAGUAGCUCAUUGUAAGAGUGCGCUGCCGUAUGAGGAGAUGCUGUGUGGUGGAUUUUAGUGGAACUUGGGUUAUCGGUGUUGUGCUGUUGGCUUCAAUGGUUAAACACUCAGCUCUUCUGGCUGCCCUUGUAUUAUUCUUGUUGACAUUCUCUGGGAUUUACAUUCUGGCCAAGCUGCAAGGUCACAUUUACUGAAUGGGUACUUAUAUUUUGAUCCUCUACUCAAAAGGCUCACUGAACUUGGAGCCACCCUCUUUAAAAUAGUGUACACCAAGAUAAAUGUAACCACUCUAUGGGUUGACAAAAUGUAUUAGCAGAGAACAGUAGCUAUCAAACAUCUUAUUAUAUGUAUCAACCUUGUAAAUACAUUUUACAUGUAUCACCAUACUGAUAGACAUUUUCAACCAGUUUAAACAAGUUUAGUGUGUUCAUAAUGAUAUAAUAGAAAGGGAGAAAUGUUCUCAUGUAAUGAUAGGACAAGCUAAAGGGUAGCUACUGUUAAUUAUGCAUUUCCUUUUUACCCAGAAAUAACAUUUUUCAAGUUCAAGUCUGGAAAAAAUAACAGAAAUGCCCCUUCGAAGUCAAAAUAAAACCCAAGCUCUAAAUCAAUAUGGCUACCUUACAUUUAACAUUUGGCUAUAACUGCAGUAUGAUGAUUCAUAUCUCAGAUAUUUCACACACAAAGUACUAUACAAUCUCCUUUAGUGAACAUGCUGCUACAGUGUUUAAAAGUACAAAAUGUGGAGAAAUACAUUGUAAUGAUCUUAUAUUGCUAAUUGUAAAUAACCUGGUUGCUGAGCAUAUCCGUUAAAAAAGGUUUUCAAAACAGUUAAACUGAAUCCGAUGUCCAUCCAGAUCCAAGUUCCGACGAAGUUACCACAAACACAUGUUCUGAUGAAGGGAAGAGAGAGGAGCUUGAAUUACUAAUUUCUUUGCCUGUUUGUGGUCACUAAACUUACAUCACAGUAUUAUCUUGCAAACAAUUGAGACCAAAAUGUCUUCUGAGUAGCACCAAAUGGAGAUUAAAAAACACCUGAGGUACUUGUACCGCAAUUUGAGAAAGAUUAGCAUAGUGCAUGUUAAGCUAAUCUAGGGUUUUUGUGUCAUUUAAACAGAUUGAGAAGGUAACUUUUAGUGGUUAACUUAAUUGAGACUCAUCCGGUUUGUUUUAUGAAGCUUUUCAGAAAGACAUAAAACAUGUUUGCUCCUAUUUAAACAGGAAUGCCAUUUUCAUGAUUCUACACCUUAUUCAUUGGGAAUCUGUUUCUGAAUAAAUAGACAUUUAUAUAAAGAUACAAAUAUAUAACAUAUAAAAAUAUAAAGAGGCAUUUUGGUACAGUCUUUAUGAAAAUGGGUAUAACAUUGUUCUGUAUUAUUUCUUCAACAACACGUGAUGACAAGGUCCUCUGUUCAACAUCAGUAAUCCUGAAAUCAGAAUCAGCUUCAAUGCCAUGUUUGUGCACACAAACAAGGAAUUUGACUCCAGUACACUUUACUGUUAGUGAGGAUUUGUUUUCUAUAUUAAAUGGAAAUAGAGAAUUUAUUAUGCAACAGGAAAACGGUUUAAUAUACCAACAAAAUCUAUGAUCAGUGAAUGCAUCCAGGUUCAGGAAUAAUCACCUCUAUCUUUUUUAGAACAAAAACUAUUUGUUUCUGUUAAAAAAUAAAAAAUAUAAAAUCUUUAUUUCUUACUUAAUUUGCCUUCGUAAAGACAGAUACUGUAAGAUACUGUUCUAUAACUGAUACAAAAUUAAGGAUUUUCAAAAUCAGAGGUGUUUCAGAGUUGUAUUCUCUCUUAUUAAAGGGAUAACCUUUAAAUAUAACUUGCACCAGACUACUACAAAUUUUAUUCUACAUAGUAUUUAUGAGUAACACUAGUAGCUUUCAAUUUGAUCUAACAGUUGCCUGCCCUUUAGGUGUUCAGUAAUGGACCAUUGAAUCUUCUAAAGUUAUAAAGAUUUAAUAGAAACACGUUUUUUUAUUAUUCAGCACAGCAUUAAUUAGUAUAGGAGGACUUGGGAAGAAGGUAAUGUUGCUUUGUAGCUUGUACAUAAAGUAAUAACCAGAUUAACACUACUAUCUGCUCACAACUGUUUCAUGUAGUGUUUAAACAGCACCCUUCCACUAGUAUGUCACACUGUCCCUUGUACAUAGUCAACACUGUGUUUUUAUCACUCCAGAAGUAUUUAAUUAAAAUUCAAAAUAAUAAUUUAAAAAAUGGAAAAAAAAAUCUUACCUUUAAACAGGAUGUCGUGGAUGUUGCCAGUUGAACGUACAUGUUCACGUUAACCUGCAACAGUUUAGCUCGAUAAAAGGUCUCAUCGUAAGAGUGAAAGCUUAAGUAAGGAAACGUACUUUUUUUCCCAUUUCAGAGUCUGCCUUUUUUCCACCAAGAAAAGGGCUGAUGAUGUUUUAAGAAUGUUUUUAAAAUGUGUUCAACAUUCUGAAUACAUGUGUGAGGUUGUCUCUGUUCUGUUUUCAGAAGAUCGGUUAAAUACCAUGACACUAAUAACUAGGUUCAGGAAGUAGUGACAUAAUCGGUGUGAAAUGCGCCAACGCAUACUGGCCUGAUCUGUCUUAUGUCCACCACAACAGGGAGAAUGAGAACCAAACUUUGUAUUUCGGCAUGUAGUAUGGACUCAUGUCCUGUAUUAGGCAGCUCCUAAACUAACACCUUGACAUACCUACCAGCACUGGACUCAAUUAGGGUAAGUCUUAGACCAAAUUAUCUUAUUGUCAAUGAUGGGAGAAUCUAAAAUGAAUCUAAAAAGUUAAAAAAGAAUGUAUAGGUGAAAUUAACCUAUAACUGAAUAAAAGAGUGUGUUGGUAGAUAUGUACCUGGAGCCCAAAUCUGUCUCAGUCUUCCAGAGGUUUGUCACCAAUACAGUACUGAAAGGGAAGCAGAUUAUUUUAUCUUUUAUCCCAUUCACAGCAACCACUGGCUGGCUGCUUGGUAAAACUAAUAAUCUGAUUAAAUCCCAAAAGCAGAGGUUUCACUCCUCACCCAUAAAUACCACACAUAAACUGAGUAAUCUUUGACAGCAGACAAAAGAGCCUCCCUUUCAGUACUGUCAGUGGACACUCUGUAAUGUGUGCUGUUGUAUUGUUUAGAGCACAACACCGUUGCAAGAGCAUGCAGGAGACGACAAAACAACAGUUGGUUGUUAGAAGCAUCCGUCCUAUUAGAUAGCGCUCAUCUCCCACCUUCAAUUCUGAAUAUUUGGUACGAAAGAGAUGUUCAUUGUGAUUAAUUGUUAACUAGUGAUGUGAAUAUUAAUCAUAAAAUAAAAAAAGAUGGGCAAAAAAAA
Messenger RNA from Girardinichthys multiradiatus, 10161 nucleotides. RefSeq names its product microtubule associated protein 4 like (gene map4l). The transcript is spliced from 17 exons. Gene Ontology annotation, biological process: microtubule cytoskeleton organization; neuron projection development. Gene Ontology annotation, molecular function: microtubule binding. Lineage: Eukaryota; Metazoa; Chordata; Actinopteri; Cyprinodontiformes; Goodeidae. The coding region runs from base 108 to 3425 and encodes 1105 amino acids. Gene Ontology annotation, cellular component: neuron projection. The record is from RefSeq and is a predicted model, not a curated record.